This is a messenger RNA of Paraglomus occultum, 2826 nucleotides long. NCBI's taxonomy places the organism in Eukaryota, Fungi, Glomeromycota, Glomeromycetes, Paraglomerales, Paraglomeraceae. The record is from the annotation of a GenBank genome assembly.
AUGGGAUCUCAAUCUGAUCUUGAUUUUCCCGAAUUACCUGAAGAAAGUGAGUUUGGACUGGAACUAGAAGCACGGGAAGUACCAGAACCGGGAAUAGAUUCCUUCUUAGUACACACACAAGGCUACACUGUCGUUAGUUACAACGAAGACGGCAAUUUCUUACUUACAGCUGGAGCAGAUGGAGCAAUUCGAUUCUUUCUUGUCUUGGCCAACGGGAAUAUAGAUGAUAGACCCAUUAACAUUAUUCAUCAUACUAAGGGCAUUCGCUGCAUUGGGAUAAACGUUAAUGGAAAGCUUGUUACUGCAUCGGAAGACAAGACCGUCGCGCUGUUUAGUCUGACAACCAAGAAAUUUGAAUCAUUACUGUAUCGCUGUACGUUGCCUGCAAGACAUGUUUCGUUUAAUACGGAUGGCUUACGAGUAGCCGUGGCUUCAGACGAUUCGACCAUCCAGAUAGUCAACACGGUAAACAUUAGUGAUGUGGUUGUAGUCAAAGGACAUACGAAUUCUGUAAGGUGUGUCGAGUUUGAUCCAGAUGGAGAGUUCUUGGUCUCUUCUAGUUGUGACGGGACUAUUCGAGUAUGGGACAUGCGAUACGGUGAGCCUCGUUUCAUUAAGCAUUUUUUGGGCAUAAUUCCGCACACAGAUCCAGGCGACCCGCAGACGUGUCAGAUAGCGUGGCAUCCGUCAGGGAAAUGUUUUGCUGUUCCAGGAGAUGAUAAAGACGUCGUCAUUGUCAAUAAGAAUACUUGGAAAUAUAAUAUAAUGUUCAAAGAUCAACAUAAACAGGUAUAUGAUUUAAGCACUCAAUAUAUGCGUCCUUCAAUGGUCACCGAAUGGACGAUAUUUGGCCACAGCGGGUUUGGACUGUUACAUAAUGAUCUGGAAUUUAAUAAAGAGGAAGUCUUCAUGGAAGUGGACGUGCAAGGAACUUUAUAUUUCUGGGAGCCAUUUGAUUUUGACGAUAUUGAAAAUGAAGGAAGUGUCACAAUGGAGGAAGAUGAUGUUGUACUGGAUCGUAUAUUCAACAUCAGCAUUGAUGAUGCAGAGUGCGAAGACGCAGACAAAAAUGCUCCACGCAGAAGCAACAGGCUCAAGUAUGAUUACAAAGAUGAUUACUUUGAUCUGGAUGAUUUUGUUGAGGAUGACGAUGGUGCAGGGUAUGUGCCUAAAAAGCCUGCGUAUGCAAUGGAUAGGAAAUCUAAUGUCGACAUCAGUACACCCCAGAAACCAUUUCAGCCAGGAUCGACGCCGGAGAAGGAAAAAUCACGCUAUCUUGUAUUCAACUUGAUAGGAUGCAUUACAACACUCGAUCAAGGAACACAUUCGACAGUAAGUGUUGAAUACUUGGACAAAUCAGUAUGUCGACCGUACCAUUUCACUGACUUGUACAACUUUUCUAUGGGUUGCUUGGGUAGGCAAGGAGCAGCAUUUGCGGCCGAGUCAAGUACUGGUGGUCCAAGUGUGAUCUCAUUCCAACCAGAAACACGGAAUUCACGAGGCGAAUGGACAUUAGAACUUCCAUCAGGAGAAUGCGUGACGGCUUUGGCCUUGAGUGGCAAAGGUCCGAUUGCGGCUACCUCGAAGAACUAUAUACGAUUUUUUUCAAGUGGAGGAGUUCAGACAAAAGUCUUUUCUCUACCAUCGAUCGUAUGCAUGACAGCCAAUGAUGAAUUUGCCAUGUUUAUUUACCAUGUAGGCCCAGGACUGAAAGGAUCACAAAACCUGGGAUAUAUAUUGUAUAAUAUUGAAUCGCAUGAUUUUAUUCAAGACGGCCACUUGCCAUUAUCAACCGGAGCAGUUUUGAAUUGGCUGGACUUUUCACAAGAUGGAUUACCGGCCAUUUACGAUUCAAAAGGAGUUCUGAGCAUUCUUCAUCGUCAUCGUGAGCCUCGUCAGGCACGCUGGAUACCAAUAUUGGAUACAUCUACGAUACCAAAAGAAGAAGGAAAGACAGUAACGUAUUGGCCUGUCGGAAUACUUGACAUGGAAUUAAUGUGUGUAAAAUGCAAGGAUGGACAGGAGCAUCCUUCGCUCCCAAGACCACCAAUAGAUGAAGUUAGCUUCCAGAUGCCGUUACUACAAAUUGACAAACCUAUCGGCCAAUUUGAAGAGAAGUAUAUGCGCAUGAACACUUUGAUAGACUAUGAACAGCAGGAAGCAGAAGCUAGAAAUGAGUACCGACGAAGACAACUCGAGUUCCGUAAGAAGUACACUGAGAUCGAUAAAAUUUUACUACAGCUUAUUCAGAUGGCAUGCAAAGCGGAAAAGAUAGAGCGCGCCUAUGAUUUAGCGACAUUGUUGAACUCACCGGCAACAAUAGAAGCUGCUAUAAAGAUUGCUCAGCAUAAUAACUAUGCGAAACUGGCAGAGAGAAUAAAUGCAUUGAAUAAGGCAUAUCGCACAGAAGAAAGCAGACAACCUCCAUUAAAAAUCACAUCACGGCAGCGUAUACCGUUACAGCCGCCACUGCAACAACCAGAAGUGCAAGUAACUACAAAUACAUCAUCACUCACUGUACAGGAUAGCCCGCAAAUGUCGCCUCAGCAUGAAAAAUCAACAGAAGAUGGUGACGUUGACGUCAUGAUGGGGGAUGAAGCAACAACAACGCGGCAUAACGAUGCGCCCAACCAAACCGUAAAGCGACACGCUGAAGAGAUGGAUGUGAAUGAGGAAAAUAACCACAUAGAGGAAGCACCGAUAUUCAAGAAAGCUAAUUUAACGCAUAAGGCGGACCCUUCGCAUAGAAAAAAUCCGUUUCUAAGGAAGCCAAGUGGACAAACAAAGGCACCCGGACUGCUUAAGACACUGGGUGACAAAUUGUAA